Carassius carassius (crucian carp) is the source of this 3893-nucleotide messenger RNA. RefSeq names its product diacylglycerol kinase delta-like. Gene Ontology annotation, molecular function: protein binding; ATP-dependent diacylglycerol kinase activity. Bases 102 to 3695 code for a protein of 1197 amino acids. The record is from RefSeq and is a predicted model, not a curated record. Lineage: Eukaryota; Metazoa; Chordata; Actinopteri; Cypriniformes; Cyprinidae. The transcript has 30 exons. Gene Ontology annotation, biological process: lipid phosphorylation; intracellular signal transduction; diacylglycerol metabolic process.
CUCUCCGGGCUGCAGUGCUCUGUCUGACCGUGCGGCGGCGCUGUGAGGCCGGUCCCGCUGGAACACGUCCGAGAUAUGAGUCCCGGGGGACGGAGCGCAGGAUGGCGGCGGUCGGUGCUGCUGCUGAGGCCGAGUCGUCGGACAGUGAGCCGGAGCAGGAGCACGGCUCCCCGCAAAAACUCAUUCGGAAGGUCUCCACGUCCGGUCAGAUCCGAAGCAAGACGAUUUUAAAAGAGGGAAAGUUGAUGAAACAGACAAAUUUUCAGCGCUGGAAGAGACGUUACUUUAAACUGCGGGGAAGAACGCUAUAUUACGCUCAGACAGCCAAGUCAAUUAUUUUUGAUGAAGUGGAUCUGACGGAUGCCAGCGUAGCAGAAUCAAGCACGAAGAACGUCAACAACAGCUUUACUGUAAUCACUCCGUGUCGUCGGCUGGUUCUGUGUGCUGAAAACAGGAAAGAGAUGGAGGAAUGGAUCGCAGCGCUGAAGAGUGUUCAGAACAGAGAACACUUUGAGUCCACUCAGUUCUGCAUGGAUCAUUUCUCUGGGAUGCAUAACUGGUACGCCUGUUCUCACGCUCGCCCCACGUACUGUAACGUCUGUCGGGAGGCUCUGUCUGGAGUCACGUCUCACGGACUGUCCUGCGAAGUGUGUAAGUUCAAGGCUCACAAGCGUUGUGCGGUCAGAGCCACUAAUGACUGCAAGUGGACGACACUGGCCUCUAUCGGCAAAGACAUUCUGGAGGAUGAGGAAGGGAUCUCGAUGCCUCAUCAGUGGCUGGAGGGGAAUCUGCCGGUCAGCGCCAAAUGCACCGUGUGCGACAAAACCUGCGGCAGCGUCCUGAGACUGCAGGACUGUCGCUGUUUGUGGUGCAAAGCCAUGGUGCAUGCUGGGUGCAGAGACCAGCUCUCGCCGAAGUGCCCGCUGGGUCAGUGUAAAGUCUCAGUGAUUCCACCCACCGCCCUCAACAGCAUCGACUCAGACGGGUUCUGGAAGGCGACGUGUCCUCCGACCUGCACGAGUCCGCUGCUGGUGUUCGUGAACAGUAAAAGUGGAGAUAAUCAGGGGGUGAAGUUCCUGCGGCGCUUCAAGCAGCUGUUGAAUCCUGCUCAAGUGUUUGAUCUGAUGAACGGAGGGCCACACCUGGGCUUGCGUCUGUUUCAGAAGUUCGACACGUUUCGUAUUCUGGUGUGUGGAGGAGACGGCAGCGUCGGAUGGGUUUUAUCAGAGAUCGACGCGCUGACUUUACACAAACAGUGCCAGCUCGGCGUACUUCCUCUGGGAACAGGAAAUGACCUGGCGAGAGUUUUGGGCUGGGGCUCGGCGUGUGACGACGACACACAGUUACCACAGAUUCUGGAGAAACUAGAGAGAGCCAGUACUAAGAUGCUGGACAGAUGGAGUAUUAUGGUAUACGAGACCAAGUUACCACGGCAUCACUCCAGCUCCACAGUAACAGAGGACUGCAGUGAGGACUCCGAGGUGCAGCACAUUCUGACCUAUGAAGACUCAGUCGCUGCUCAUCUCUCAAAAAUCUUGACGUCGGACCAGCACUCUGUGGUCAUUUCAUCCGCCAAAGUCCUGUGUGAGACGGUAAAAGACUUUGUUUUGAAAGUCGGACGUGCUUACGAGAGAAACACAGAAAAUUCAGAAGAAUCAGAGGCCAUGGCUAAAAAGUGUGGUGUGCUAAAAGAAAAGCUGGACUCGUUAUUGAAAACUCUUAACGAGGAAUCCCAGGCUAGCAGUGUAUUGUCUGCGCCUCCACCCACCAUCGCUGAGGAGCAGGUGGAUGGGGAGGGUGUGUUUCUGGCUCCGCCCACAGUCACGCCCCCUUGCUUGCCUCGGCCACCCGCCGCUAUCUUCAAACCCCGAGAGCAGCUGAUGCUUCGCGCCAACAGCCUGAAGAAAGCCAUCAGACAAAUCAUAGAGCACACAGAGAAAGCGGUGGAUGAACAGAACGCUCAAACGGAGGAGGGUUUGCCUUCUCUGCCGGCGGAGGAAGAAGAGGAGGAUGAUGGCCACUCGUUAUCACCACUCAUUAGUGACAUACAGCAGCACUCGUUUACUCAUUCUGUCUCUCCAUCUUCAGCGUCUAAGACUCCAUGUGAGAAGCUCAUCAGUAAAAGAAGCCUGUCCAUAGGCAGCUCCGCCUCACUUCCUGCUCAGACAGGAAGCAGAGAGAACAUGCCCAUGCUGAACACUAAGAUCCUCUACCAAAGUCUCAGGGCAGGUGUGUCGGGCUCUUUUAGCGGCUCGGUGAUCACCAGGCUGCUGGUCAACGCUGAUCCAUUCAGCUGUGAUCCGGAGAACCUGGAUCUGUUCACGGAGAAAUGUGUGAUGAAUAAUUAUUUCGGGAUCGGUCUGGAUGCCAAGAUCUCUCUGGACUUCAACAAUAAACGUGACGAGCAUCCAGAGAAAUGCAGGAGUCGCACUAAAAACAUGAUGUGGUAUGGAGUCCUGGGAACCAAAGAACUUCUGCAUAGAACAUACAAGAACCUGGAGCAGAGAGUUCUGCUGGAGUGUGACGGGAGGCCGAUCUCUCUUCCCAGUCUUCAGGGAAUCGCCGUGUUGAAUAUUCCCAGUUACGCAGGAGGAACCAACUUCUGGGGCGGAACUAAAGAGGAUGAUACAUUUAUGGCGCCGUCGUUUGACGAUAAGAUCCUGGAGGUGGUGGCUGUGUUCGGCAGCAUGCAGAUGGCUGUUUCUAGAGUUAUUAAUCUACAGCAUCACCGUAUCGCACAGUGUCGAACAGUGAAGAUCACUAUUCUGGGAGAUGAAGGCGUCCCUGUGCAGGUGGACGGGGAGGCGUGGAUCCAACCGCCCGGAUACAUCCGGAUCCUCCACAAGAACCGCACACAAACCCUCACCAGAGACCGGGCGUUCGAGAACACUCUGAAGUCGUGGGAGGACAAACAGAGAGGCGAGAUUCCACGGCUUGUUUCCCAGCAUGCAUUGCAGCCAGAGAUCGUCUCUGAAGAGGAGGCCACUCAGAUCAGUUUGUUCGGACAGGCAGCCGGUGCACUGAUACACAGUAUCAGGGAAGCAGCACAGUCUCAUCACACUAUCGAGCAGGAAUUGGCUCAUGCAGUCAACGCCAGCUCUAAAGCCAUGGAUCUGGUGUACGCAAACUCCAAAAGCAGCGGGGGUCUGACCUGUAAUGUGGUGAUGGAGAUGGUCAGUAAUGUCAAAGCUCUGCACAGUGAGACCCAGCUGCUGCUCGCGGGAAAGAUGAGUCUGCAGCUGGAUGCUCCUCAGAGAGAUCAUCUGAGCGCUGCGUUGAGUUCAGUCGCUCUGCAGUUACGCAGACUCACAGACAUCAGCUGGAUCAGUCAGCUCAUCGAGCCGGCCGACGACGAGGGUCAGCUGUCCGAUUUCUCCAAGCGCACUCGUAGCGCUAAAUUCCGCCUCGUGCCCAAAUUCAAGAAAGACAAAAACAACAAAAACAAGGAGACGUGCGCCGCCCUCAACAUGCCAGUGAAUACGUGGGGUGUGGAGGAAGUGGGCGUCUGGCUGGAGAUGCUCUGUCUGUCCGAGUAUAAGGAGAUCUUCAUCAGACAUGAUAUCAGAGGACCAGAGCUGCUUCAGCUGGAGAGGAGAGACCUGAAGGAUCUGGGAGUGACUAAAGUCGGUCAUAUGAAGCGGAUCCUGCAGGGAAUCAGGGAUUUGAGUCGAAACAGCACAACCAGUGAAGCCUAGACACUCCACAGCCAAUCAGAUGCCUCGUUCGGACGUGACACAGCUUCACCCAGCCAAUCAGAUGCUCCGUCACGACUGGAAGCAGCCAUACUCCGCCACUCGACCAAUCACAGUGCCUUCUGUCCUCCACCUGUGUGACAUCAUCGCUUUGGGGGAAAUAUUUUACUUGAUAGAAGGGGGAGAUUUAUCAUGUAAUAU